GUAAUUGAACUGUGUUAUGAUAAUACAUGUUUGCAUCCCUUGAUCUGUCGACAGUAACAACAACGUAACCGGCCAGCGGCUAACAUAUUGUUAUGCCGUAUAUUUUGUGAGCAGUACACAAAGUAAUGCAUCUUGGCUUACCGAGUUUUCCGAAAUGACCGCAAAGUUUUCAUCAAGAUCCUGCAUGCGUGCAUGCACAUCAGCGCUCUGAUCUUCGCCAGUGUUGGCCUCAAGGCUGUAUUUGACUCCCACAACCUGCGUACACCACCCUUUGCCAAUCUGUACUCUCUACACAGCUGGAUAGGCCUGUUUGUGGUUGUUUGCUUUGGACUUCAGUGGGUUCUUGGCUUUGUAGCCUUCCUGUGGCCAAAACUUGGCAUGGGUGCGCGGACCACGUACAUGCCGUACCACCAGUUCUGGGGUGUUGCCCUCCUCAUACUGGCUACUGUUGCUGCUCUGACUGGAAUAAUGGAGAAGACUGCCCACGUCACUAAUUAUUCAGGCCUUCCUCCAGAGGGAAUUUUGGUAAAUUCCCUGGGUAUCAUUCUGCUUGUGUUCACCGGCCUGGUGGUUUACUUGGUGACCAGACCAGAGUACAAGCGGCAACCAUCCCCGGAGGAAGAUCAUGUACCACUUGACAACUAAAGGAGAUUUAGAAUGGCUGAUAAUUUUGGCAAAAAA
Molecule: messenger RNA, 681 nt
Organism: Aplysia californica (California sea hare)
Lineage: Eukaryota; Metazoa; Mollusca; Gastropoda; Aplysiida; Aplysiidae
Product: cytochrome b561
Molecular function (GO): oxidoreductase activity
Source: RefSeq, a predicted model, not a curated record